AUGAAAUCGUCUAGGUUCCUCUUAAGAUUUUUUGUGGUGUUGAAGCUCACCCCUCCCGACGCAGUCAAGGCCGCGCAUUACAUCCAACAGCUCGACGAUGCCCGUUGCGACGAGAAUUGGGAUGCCGUUCCUGAGUUAAUCCGCAAAGUGCGGAAGCACGCCCCGGACCGGUCCUGCCUCACCCUGACCGCCGAAAUCGAACACGCCAUCGCCAAAGCGAACCUCAAGCCGACCCCCACCGCCCGAGCCACCUCCGCCGACAGCACCGCCCGCUCGUCUACAGGCUCGACCACACCCGCCGGCCUCGAAGCAGCAAACCACCUCCCCUCCCUCCUCACCGCGAUCGACGCCGAGUCCCACCGGCCCGAGGACCGUUUCCAAGCCCGCGUCUGCGCAGGCUGGCUGCUCUGGGUACUACGCGAAUACCCCGCCGCACUCGCCCGCCUACCACGCACGCUCCUCGAAACCGAACCCUCUCCCGAAGAAGGCGGCGGCGGCGACAACAACACCACCAACGACAGCGGCCUCCCCGGCAGCCCAUCCGAAUGGACCAAAGUAUGCGGUCUCAAAGCGGCCUAUCUCCGCGCCAACUGCCUCGCGCGGGACGGGCAGCGCGAGGGGGCGCUGGACGCCUUCGAGGCGGCGCUGCCCGCGCUGGCGGCCGUGUGGGCGGCGGGGCCGGCCGACGCGCGCCAGCAGACGCGCUACUGGGCCGAGCUCUUCCUGACCGAGUACUGCAUGCUCGCCGCGCAGGCCCUGCGCGAGGGCGUGCGCUCGCUGCACGGGCCCGAUUCGUUGGGCUGUUUUCGCACCUGGGCGCGCUACUGGUCGGCGGUGGGGAAGGGCGGGCCGCCCGCGCCCGGGGGUUAUGGCUUUCGCGGGUCGGUGCCGCGGCGCAAGGUGUGGGGGGAGUAUUAUUUUGCCGUGUCGGAGGUUUUGCAGGGGGAUUUGCCGUUCCCGACGGGAUAUUCGACUGUGGUGAGCGGUGGGGAGAAUUCGGCACGGGGCCGGCUGCGGGCGGAGCUGAAGCAGGUGGAGGCGGCGUAUCAGGGGCUGUUGUACGGCGAGACGAAGUUCCCUAGGGCGGACGAGGAGCGGCAAGAGGUGGAGGAGUUUGUGCGGCGGAUGAUGCAGAACUGGGAGAUCCUCAAUGGGCGGGGGUGGAAGGAGCAUGAGUUGGGUGCUGGCGGGAGGGAGGGGCUAUGUCGGGACACGUUGGAGAGCCUGUAUGGCGCCGCGGCGAAGACGUACCACUCGACGGCGGUCUUGAGGCACCUGUUUACCGUACACCUCGCCGUGGCCGAGUUCGACCUGGCUUUCAUGGCGUUCGACUCGUGGCUUGAGCUGGUCAAGAAGGGCAAGGCGCGGGUGGAAAAGACGGGCCACCGUGAGCCUGCCCUGGAUAGCAACGCGACCGUGUUGGAAACUAUCUCGACUGGCAUCGCGGCUCUGUGCCGGUUCGGUAGUCGGGAGGCCGCGGAAAAGGCACACAAGCUGGGAGAGGAGCUCGAAGACUUGGUCGAGGGAGAGGAACGCCGUGAUUCGGAUACGACCAAUCCAGACGACGAAGUUCCGCCGAAUAUUCUGGCCGUGGCGUGGCAGUCGGUUGGCCUGGCGCAGGCCGAGUGGGCGCGGAUGACGUGCGACCCCGAGUCUCGCUCCACGGUCCAGGAAAAGGCGAUGCAGUGCCUGGGGAGGUCAUUGUCGCCCCGUUUCGGCCAAGCCGUCGACGCCCGGGGCGUGUUUGCUCUGGGCGUGCUAUUCGCCGAGCAGCGCAAGCUGUCGGCCUCCAUUGAGCUGGUCAAGACGGCGCUUCUUACCGAGAAGUCUCUCAGCACAAGUCAGGAGCUGCGUCUAGGGCCAUAUUGGCGGGAACGGUCGCUGAUCCCCCUCUGGCAUCUUCUGGCGCUCAUGCUUAGUGCCCGGCAGGAGUAUGUCAUGGCUGCCAGGGCCUGCGAGGGCGCUAUCGAGCAGUUCAAGGAUCCGCACGUGUUGUUUGGGAGCAGACACCUGGACGGUGGCGUCCGGAGCGAGCAUCUUAAGGAGGCCGGGAUCAAGGACAAAUCGGGCGAUGGCCUCGUGGACGAGAUGGACGACUACGAAAAGGAGAGCAUUCUGCAGAUUAAGAUGACGCAGCUUGCCAUCCUGGAGGUGAUUGAAGGCCCUGCUGUCGCCGUCAACGCUAGCACGGAGCUGCUCACUCUAUUCCCACGGCUAUUUGGCGACCUGGAACAAAAGGUUGAACUCUCCAAAGCCGAGCCGCCCAAGACAUCUGCCACACUACGCAGCUUCAGAGGUAGUGUCUUCGGCGGCAAGCACGAAAAGGCCCAACCGAGGCAAAGCGUCGUGAACAACAACGAGAAAGUAGCGACGGUACAGCCCCGGCCGCAGACCACACAAACAACCCAAAGCGCCGCAACCACAGUCCAAUCAUCCAGCGACGCAGCCGACCCGUACUCAAGCCGGAGAUCGACUAAGUCGGCCAAGUCGGAUGACAUCAAGCGCACCCGCAACAGCUUGCGCAAACGCGAUCGCAGCGGCAGUCGGGCUCGCGCACUCAGCACGGGGGGUCCGCCAGUGCCCCCGAUCGACGGCGACAAAUAUUUUGCCGCUUUCGACGAGCGGGGCCUGCCCAACUACUUCCCCCCUAAGCAAACAGUGGAACCCCCCAGGGAAGCCUCUGGUAGGUCCUCAUCCCGUUCGAGGACAGAGGCGGCGGCCGGACAGGUGACUCCGGCCUUCUCGCCGCUGCUGCCGUUCGUCCAGUUCUCGCCCGACCAUAGCCGGCGACGGAGGAAGGCGAUCCUAGUGAAGGUGUGGUUGGUAAUCGCAGGGUUCUAUCGCCGCGCUGGACUGCUCGAUGACGCGAGCAAAGCGGCUGCUGAGGCGCAGAGUGCUGCGCAGGGCCUCGAGGCGGACGUGGUGAACGAGGCCUCGGUGGCGUUGUCGGUGCGGCAGGUUGGCUGGGGGAUGGAGAAGAGCGCCGAGGAGGUCCUCGCGGAUGUUUGGGCUGAGAAAGGGGAGCUCUCCCUUGCCCGCGAGCGGCCAUACCAGGCGCGCGCCGACUUUGAGACGGCGCUGACGCACUUCCCCGAUCACCCCGGUGCCAUUGUCGGGCUCUCUAACAUUCUCUUGGAUAUCUACACAGAAAAGCUGCUCCCGCCGCCAGCCGUGCCGGGGCUGGACCUCGGCAAGCUGUCUCUCGGUGGCGACAGUAUCUUUACCUCCACGCCCGACACAAACAAUUAUCUCGCAACCCGCAGCAAAGAGACACAGACAACCCCCGCGCUACCAUCCGCGCCCCUCGGCCUAGGACCAACGCGGCCCAAGCCCAAGCCCCAACCCGCCGAGGUCCUCGUCAACGGCCGCCCCAUAUCCCCCCCAGGCGCGGCGGCGGCCCCAUCACCAUCGUCAUCGCUCCUCGGCGCGCCGCUGCCGCCGCCGCACAAGGCGACGUCGCUGCCGCUCAACGACCGGCUGGCGGCGCGCGACCGCGCCUACGGCCUGCUCUCGGCCCUGACCAAGCUGGGCAGCGGGUGGGGCUGCUCCGAGGCGUGGUUUGCGCUGGCGCGCGCGUACGAGGAGAGCGGCCAGCUGGACAAGGCGCGGAAUGCGCUGUGGUGGACCGUGGAGCUGGAGGAUGGGCGCGGGGUGCUGGGGUGGGAGGUGGUGGGGAGUGGGUAUGUGUUGUAG
Messenger RNA from Chaetomium globosum CBS 148.51, 3693 nucleotides. RefSeq lists its product as uncharacterized. Bases 1 to 3693 code for a protein of 1230 amino acids. The record is from RefSeq and is a predicted model, not a curated record. NCBI's taxonomy places the organism in Eukaryota, Fungi, Ascomycota, Sordariomycetes, Sordariales, Chaetomiaceae. Gene Ontology annotation, molecular function: protein binding. The transcript is spliced from 4 exons.